CUUGCCAUAUACCUUUGUAUUCGGUCAAGUUUUGACUUUCCAUCCAUUCCAUUUUAUCUUCCACUUCACCUUAUUAUUGGACCGGAGAACAAUAAGGAAGUAGACUUCGAGAAAAAGAAAUUCACCUGUUCUCAGACCCAAUGAUCUGGUUAGGGACAAGGUUAGUAAAGAUGAAAGGGCCAUUAGCUUCUAUAUCAGAAGAUGUGAUUUUUAUUUCAACAUGCAGAUGGAAUCAUAUAUGAGUUGUAUUCUUAGACCAUCAAAUCACCAGAACUGGAUGGUGAAGAACCAAAGAUAAAGAGUAAUAAAAAUCUAGAAGAAAGGCAAAAAAAAAAAAAACCCGAUAACCUACCGUCGACCGCAAGAGUUAUAUGUACUUAAGACACGCAGAUGUUGGUGCCACAAUGUCCUCCGUAUGUAUAGACUAUGAUCAGCUCCUCGGUACGCGUCUUGGACGCCAAGCCAUGGCGCAAUAGUUUGACGUGUUGUGGAACAACAACCCUAUAUUUGCUAACCGUGAUAUUGUCAAGUCGGCUCUUCAAACCUUAAUGACCCUAUCUUUGCUAAACUUGAUUUUGUAGGGGGAGAUAGGAAAACAAAAGGGAACUAAGAAUCCGAGUUUGAUGGUUGUUUGGAAGAAAAACUUGAAGAACCCCUUGAAGAUAGAUUUCGAGGAAAACAAUAGAGGGACUUACGUCGUUGUCGGUGACAACAUCGAAAAUUUCAAUUCUCUAGCUGGUGCGAUUAUCUCUAAGAUCCCUUACUACUACCCCUCCACGAGAGAUGUGCCAGAAGACCAUACUUGCACCAUCUUCGAUGAGAUUCAAGUUAAUUGUUUUCAGUUAUUGUAUUUAUGAACAUAUACAGUAGUCUCCAACCGUUCUCAUAUCUUGCAGAAUUUCUAUGAUGUGGUGCCCCAUAUUGAAGGGAAGUCGGGUGAGGUUGUUAAAUCAGGGCUUGAAUUUCACUUUGGGAACAUUUUUAAAAAUAAGAAGUGGAGGUUUGGCAAGAAACACUUUGAGGACCGAGGGGGGGGGUAGCCAAUGCAGAGGCGCUUAUGGAAUUGCCUCCUAAAGAUGUGCCAACUGAGGAUUGGAAAAAAUUUGUGCGUUAUAGGUGUUCGGACCAGUUCCAGAAACGCUCCAAAGCAAACAAGGAUUGCAGGAAGGCAUAGGAAAUCAUAGUAUGCAAUGGAAGAAGGAAUCUCGUACGGUAUCGCUAUGGGCAUCCCCAUCGAUGUGUACAAAGACUUGAGGACUAAGGAAGGAGUCUUCACAGAGAGUAAAGCUGUCGAAUUGCAUGCUGAUAUGGUCACAAAAAGAAAAGACCCCAGUUAUCAGAUGUCGAGCGAUGAUGAUAUUGUGCGGGAGGUGCGGGGGGAGCGUUGUGGCUGGACUCGGGCAGUAGGGCAGAAGCUGCCCCGGUCUAUAUUUGCAAAAGAUUUCUCUUCCUCUAGUGAACCAAAGUACACACAACUAGAUGUACAACAGAUUCUUGAGGAGUAUACCGCCCCGCUUUGGAGCAAGCUUGCCAUGACCCCCCCCCCCCCCUCCCUUCCCUGUAAUGAAGCAUGUAGACCCACAAGGGAAAGGAAAAGGAGAUCGAGAACGAGAACCAUGUUGUUGAUCUUGAUGAUGAGGAUGGCGAGGAACAUAUUGAUGACGUGUGAUUGGUUCAUGUGUAACUUCAAACUUUACUCAACUCUUGCUAUUUUUUUUUAUUUUGGUAUGUCUUUUGCUACAUUUUGGUAUGCUACUUGGUAUGUAAUAACUUAGGUAUGUGACGUUUGGUAUGCUACUUCGUAUGUAAUAACUUAGGUAUCUAUGUGACGUUUGGUAUGCUACUUGGUAACUUAGGAAUAUGCAGGUUGAUCACUUUGGUAUGAAAA
Molecule: messenger RNA, 1888 nt
Organism: Erigeron canadensis
Lineage: Eukaryota; Viridiplantae; Streptophyta; Magnoliopsida; Asterales; Asteraceae
Exons: 3
Coding region: 1191-1775 (194 amino acids)
Source: RefSeq, a predicted model, not a curated record